This is a messenger RNA of Syzygium oleosum, 1668 nucleotides long. RefSeq lists its product as uncharacterized. The coding region runs from base 760 to 1404 and encodes 214 amino acids. NCBI's taxonomy places the organism in Eukaryota, Viridiplantae, Streptophyta, Magnoliopsida, Myrtales, Myrtaceae. The transcript has 2 exons. The record is from RefSeq and is a predicted model, not a curated record.
CAUGACGUUUCGGUCUCGUGGUUCGGGGGAAUUCUCUGGAUCUGACGUGAAUUUCGCUUCGCAAUCGUUUCUUUGUGCUCGCGUCUGUGUCCCAGUAGAGUUUCUGGUUUAGUAGGUGAACGUGCCUGCUCGGAAAUGAAGUUCGAUUUAGGGUUCAGAUGUGUUAUCCGAGUUGGAUCUGUAAUUUAAGGUCCAGAUUCCUAGUGUAGAUGAUAGCUUCCGAUAGAAUUAAGCGCGGGGUUGAAACUGGAUAAUUGAGAAUCGAUUGAUUGAAUCUUCGAUCUGGAUAUGUUACUAUGCCGAGAUUUUACGUGGACCGCAAUCUCAAUUCAAGAUCCUUCCGUGGAAAGGCCAAUGUGAGCUUUCUAAAUCUGGACGAUAAGAGUCGCUCCAGCUGUUCAGUUCCUUGGUCUUUCCCUAUAGUGGACAAUGGGCAAAUGCAAGGGUUGUGGAAAAUUAGGAAGAAUGAUGCCCAGGGAUGGGAACUCGAGUGCUUAUCUUUUCGCUCUUCUGCUCUCUCCCGUUGUUUCCGUUUGGGAAUGUGUCAUCCGUAAGAUGAGGUAUUCCUACAGACCUGAGUGGGUGUAGUUUGUACAUUUGGGCAUUACGUUAGGUUACUGAACAGUAAUUUAGGGUUUACAUACAUCACCAAAAGGAAGACUUGUCUUAAAGAAUAACAGUUAAUUGGAUAUGUUUUAGAGGAAUCUCCAUUUGAAUAGCAGUUAUAAACAUUAAACUUACUAGAGUCUGGUAGUUAUUAUGGAUAACUUGGCACAAAACAAAGGGCAACCUGUUGUGAGGAAAGUCAAAAAGAAGCAGGGGAAGGAUGAGCUGGAUCGACUCAAACAGGCUGAGAAGAAGAAGAGACGCCUGGAGAAAGCCCUCGCUACCUCUGCAGCUAUUCGUGCUGAGCUUGAGAAGAAGAAACUGAAGAAACAAGAGGAACAGCAAAAGCUUGAUGAAGAGGGCGCUGCAAUUGCCGAGGCUGUUGCCUUGCAAGUUCUACUUGGUGAAGACUCGGAUGAUGCAUGUAAGAUCGUCCUAAAUGAAGACACUGAGGGUUUUAAUCCUUGGGACUCUAAUGGCCAUUUUAACUUCUUUAUGGGUGGAAGGAGCGCUGAUGUGCCUUAUCACCAUAGCCUGAACUACGCGCUUGACCCAGUUGGAUGGAUCUCACAUUCUCAAGAUUCUAGAGUUGAGUGGGGUGGUAUUGGCGGUGGUGAUUGGGGAUGUUCCGAUGGAACCUAUGGACGCGAUCUACGUGGUCAAUUCAUCAAGAAUGGAGGUUGGGCUUCUACAGAUCUUUCGCCUGGCCUAAUUGCAGCCCAAGCUGUUUCCUCUCUGCGGAUAAGAGAAGAUGGGGAUGUGAACACCAUUCUUUUGAAUGGGAUGCUCGGAGGUUAGGCCAUUGGCCGAGAUAUCGUUGCAGUCUGAAAGGGGUGCUUUAACUAUGGUUUUUGAAGAUGGUUUUCUUCUGUAUAUAUCCGUGAAAGUCGCUGCAUUUGCUACGCAUCAGAAAUGGAACUCGUUAAAGUACUAUUGCCGGGUCUUGGGCUAUUUUCAAGCCUUUAUUUGAGUUAUGAUGUUUGACAAUCAGAGACAUGGAAACUCCUGUGGUGUAAUUUCUUCAAUGGAGAAAAUUAUCAGCUGUUCUUCCUGGUUUCAGAA